AUGCGUUUUCGAGCAGACAUUCAGAAUAACAAUGUAUUCACAACAUGGGUCAAAUUAAGCAACGAAGAUGUUCGCUUUACCGUAAUUCCUGAUCAAGGCUCGUCGGUUUGGGCUGCACUUGAGAUUGUUAGUGAAGUGUUUUUCAAGCGCUCCGAUUGUGGGCAANNGACUAACCUUGUGAAGGACCAAAUCUUCGAAACAUACACCAUCCAGUCCGCAGCAGAAAACAACACAAUCAAUCUCGAGGUGCCGUUACAGAACCUCCAUCGAGCGCUCAAGUCGGCCCAGAACGCCAGCCAUGCAUCGAUUCGCUUGACCAAGAAGAACAACAUUCCACUUCUCUCUUUGACCAUCACGACCGCCAUCUUCGCUGGCGCGCCAAAACCGAUAAUACAGAACGGACCUUCGAAUGAAUACGGCUAUAAUACAGGCUUUCCACCAGGCGAUGAAUACGCCAACCAAUUCCCCACAGACGAGGUCGACGAGCCUGUCUACGAUCGCCCGAACAGAGAAACCAUCAUCACCCAAGACAUACCCAUCAAAGUCCUCUCUCAAGCCGUCGUAUCUGGCUUGCAUGAACCAGUGGCCAGAGAACCAGAUGUCCAUAUCGUGCUUCCACCUCUGCUUCAACUCAAAUCCAUCUCCGAUCGCUUCACCAAACUCGCCGUCUCGAGCACGAAAUCCCCCAAUGGGUCAACUGGCUUCAGAGGAAAUACAGCGCGGAUACCGAAACUAGAGUUGAGCGCAAACAUGCAUGGAUGUUUGAGGUUGAGAUUGAAGACUGAUGCCAUGGACAUCAGCUCAAGGUGGACUGGACUUAGUAACCCAGAACUGGAUCCCAACACUGUGGUGGGCGGCGAGGAGGGUAUUGCACAACAUCCAAGCACGCUGAUGCGGGCACGAGGUGAUCCCGAGGGUAUCAGUGAUGAAGGCUGGGCAGUAGUGAGAUUGGACGGUAAGGAUUGGGGUAAGGUCUUGGGUAUUGGAAGAGUGGGUGGAAGAGUCAUCGCUUGUAAGUCUUACUUCUGCUGUCCAUUGUAUCCUCAUGCUAACAACCCUCAGGCNUUUUGCGAUGAGCAUGCAUUGAUAUUAUAUGUCUAUCUCACCAACGAAGCGGUUGGCGGUGCAGAAUCGGUGAUCACAUACUAUAUCAGUUCGUACAGUCAGUGA
Molecule: messenger RNA, 1170 nt
Organism: Aureobasidium vineae
Lineage: Eukaryota; Fungi; Ascomycota; Dothideomycetes; Dothideales; Saccotheciaceae
Source: the annotation of a GenBank genome assembly